Sarcophilus harrisii (Tasmanian devil) is the source of this 4341-nucleotide messenger RNA. RefSeq names its product fidgetin like 2 (gene FIGNL2). Bases 272 to 2299 code for a protein of 675 amino acids. Gene Ontology annotation, molecular function: ATP binding; ATP hydrolysis activity; microtubule severing ATPase activity. Lineage: Eukaryota; Metazoa; Chordata; Mammalia; Dasyuromorphia; Dasyuridae. The transcript is spliced from 2 exons. The record is from RefSeq and is a predicted model, not a curated record.
CCUCCCUGCUCGGGGAGCCAGGGCCGCCCCUUGUCCGGCCACCCCCACUGCCCAGUCCCGCUCCCAGCCGCGGCAGCGGCAGCGGCAGCAGCGUCCUCAGGAUGGUCAGCGUCGCGGCCGGUCGGCCCGCCGCCGCUGCCGCCGCCCCCCCGGUCCGGCCCGCAGUCCCUGGUCCGCGCCUCUGCUCCCGGCCCGGCCCCGGUACCGGACGCCCUCCCGGCCCUCGCACACUCACCUAGAAUUGGGGCCGGGAUGCCGAGCUCUGUCGAAGAUGCACUGGACACCAGAACAUGCCCAGCCCCUCAACCAGUGGCCGGACCAGCACCUGGAUGUCUCUUCCACCACUCCGUCGCCGGCCCACAAGCUGGAGCUGCCCGCUGCGGGCCGUCAGCGCUGCCAUUAUGCCUGGGCCCAUGAUGACAUCUCCACGCUCACGGCCUCCAACCUCCUCAAGCGCUAUGCCGAGAAGUACUCGGGCGUGCUCAGUGCUCCCUAUGAUAGGCCCGCCCUGGGGGGCUACGCAGAGGCCGCCUUCGGAGCCAUCAACGGGGCCAAAGGAGAGGUGGACUCCUGGCCUGGGACACCCGGGACGGAGCCCCCAUACCCCGUCACCUCCCUCCAUGAGGGUCUUCCAGGAGCCAAGGCAGUCAGUGGGGGCGUGGGAGGGGGGCCGGGAGGCCUGGCAGGAUCCCCUGUUUUAGCCGGGAAUCUUCCUGAGCCUCUGUACACUGGCAAUGCCUGUGGGGGCCCCUCUGGGGGGCCUGAGUAUGGUCCAGGAUAUGGUGGGGGAUACCUUGCCACUGGGUACUGUGGGCAAGCAAGUGCAGCCCUGCCCCCCCCACCCUCAGCGGGGCUCCUCCAGCCUCCCCCUCCCCCUGGCUACGGCCCUUCCAGCUCCCUGUACAACUACCCCUCAGGGGGCUACCCGGCUCAGCCUGGAUUUGGGGGCCUCCCCCCACCCCCACCCCCCACCUCUUACCUUUCCUCGGGUCUGGCAGCACCCACACCUUUGCCCCCAGCAGCCCAUGCCCCUCCCACGCCCGCAGCCUACAGUUUCCAGCCCCCCGCCCCGGGCAGCGAGCCAAGCAUCUCACUGAAGCGCAAGGCCUUUGACGAAGGUGGGGAAGGCCGAUACCACAAAUGUGGCUAUGAGCCCGCCAAACCCCCCAUCCCUGACGGCCCCCCCUACCCUCCUUCAAACAACAAUGGCGAAUGCCAAGGCAACGGGUUCCCAGGGAAGCUGCCGGGGACCAGGGAGGAGGUGUCGGGAAAAUAUGGCGGUGGAGGGGCCCCCUCUCUCAAGGGGUUGGGCUCUCCAGCUUACACCCCGCACCCAGAGCCCUUUGAGAAGUUCCCCGAACGGGUGUCGGCGGAGCGAGGGCUGGUCCCAACCUCUCGGGGGGGCUUUGCUGUCCCCGGGGAGCCUCCCAAGGGUGUGGACCCUGUGGCUCUGGAGCUAGUGACCAGCAAGAUGGUGGACUGCGGGCCCCCGGUGCAAUGGGCCGACAUCGCGGGACAGGGCCCCCUCAAGGCCGCCCUCGAAGAGGAGCUGGUGUGGCCCAUGCUGAGGCCGGCCACGUACUCACGAGGGCCUUGCCCGCCCCGGACUCUGCUGCUUUUUGGCCCCCGGGGGGCAGGGAAGUCCCUUCUGGGCCGCUGCCUCUCCACCCAGCUGGGCUCCAUGCUGCUGCGCUUGAGCGGGGCGGCCCUGGCCGCCCAGGGGGCCGGGGAGGGCGGGCGGCUGCUCCAAGCUGCCUUCUUCGCCGCCCGAUGCCGUCCGCCCGCCGUGCUGGUCAUCAGCGAGCUGGAAGCCCUUCUGCCUGCCCAGGAUGAGGCCCCCGCUUCCGGAAGCCUGCAGGCGCAGCUCCUGGCUUACCUGGAUGGGGGCGGUGGCUCUGGUGGGGAGGGGGUAGUGGUGGUGGGCACCACACCCCGCCCGGGGGCACUGGAUGAGGCUGCCCGGAGGCGCUUUGCUCACCGCUUCUAUGUGCCCCUCCCCGACGCAGCUGCCCGCGGGCAGAUCCUCCAGCAGGCGCUGGCCCAGCAGGGGUGCGGGCUGAGUGAGGGGGAGCUCUCUGCUCUGGUGCGGGGCACCCAGGGAUACUCGGGGGGCGAGCUGGUGCAGCUGUGCCAGCAGGCCGUGGCCAGAGCCGGGGCUGGGGGGGGGCUCCCGGGGCUGCCGCCCGCCCCCUCCUACAAAGACUUUGAGGCAGCCUUGGCCAAAGUGUGUCCCCAGGCAUCCCCCAAGGAGCUGGACUUGUACGUAGAAUGGGACAAGAUGUAUGGCACAGGACACUGAGGGGUGGGGGGGAUGCCCCCAGCCCCCCUUAGCAGGGAGCGACGACUACUUUGGGAUGUCUCUGUAACUGAUAUCAGGGAGGGGUCUGCGGUGGGGAGGGGGGGAGGGGGAAUCCGUGUGAGCUGCUUCCUUCCGUGGUGAGGAGGAUGCUUCGGCCCUGCCUGGACACCCAGGGAAGGCUCGAUAUACUCAGGUCUCUACUAUUUAUUACCCAGCCCUGGGCUAAGUGACCUCAGGUCCCAGGAGCCUUUCUUUCCAUCUGUCCCUCUUUUUGUGGAGAGGAUUGUCUUGUUCUCUCUUACCCCAUCUCAUCUCCAUCUUUACUGGCCUCUCUCUUCUCUUCUUGUCUAGCUCUCUCCAGUUCCAUCCAUCUUUCUGUGUGUAUUUCCCUCUAUCUCGUUAACUGCCAUCUCUUUCUAUAGCUCCUCCUUCUUUUCUCGAUAUCUAUUCAUCUCUGACUUUCUGUCCCUAACAGAUAGCCAGAGCAGUGUUCCUGAACAGCAGACAAAGGGGCCUGUAGCCUCUGUCUGUUGUUAAAGAUCCCAGGAAUGGAGAAAUAAUUCAAUACUCUUUAUUUCCCUCUCCUUCCUGGGACCGAUACUCUGCUAUCCCGGGCUGCCUUCCAGCCUGUGGGAGCCAAAAAAAAUUUAAAAAAAAAAGCCAAAUAAUACCCCAAGUGAGGGAUUUUUUUUUUUUUUGAGCGGGGGGAGUAGUGUGUUUCAUAUUCUAGACCUCCCUAUUAUUUUUGUAAGGUUUGUAGAAGUUGCUGUUUUCUGUCUUUUUUUUUUUUUAAUGACUCAGGAAGAAACCCCAGAAAGAAUGUCUUUGAAUAAAGCUGCUCCCCUAGCUUCUCUAUAGGGGCUGAGAGCAACUUCUCCCCAAAAAAGGGCUUAGGAAAUGGGACUAGUAUCAAAAACUCCUUGACUCUGGCCCUUCUCCCAACUCCCAGCUCUUUCUGGAAGAGAAGCUGAAUGUAUUUUUGGGGCUUCCUCUCCAAGUCUGAGGCCAUAAGUAUAAGGAUUUGGGAGGGAGCUGCUGGAUUUGGUUAUUUAAGGCAGGGGAUGUUCCUUAGCCCGGAAUCCCCUCUAUCUUGGAUGUUCUCCUAUCUCCCCCUCCCUAUCUCUCUGCCUGUCUCCUGCUGGAUUCUGUAGAAAAGUUGUGAGUUUUGAAAAAGCUAUUUGAAAAAAAUACAAAAAACCCAAAUCCUACUAUGCAUCCUGCGAUCUUCCCUAUCCCAAUUCCGAAGCUCUGCGUGCUGGUCAUCUCCGGAGCUGGGAGAAGGAAGAGCUCUCAUUGGUUUGGCAGGACUUCAAGGGGCUCUAACGAAUGGAGGCUAGGAAGGGAAGAUCCUCAAGUCAUGCGUCUUGUCUACUGGGAUUUAGGACCCCAUCCAUCACCGGGAUGUAAAUUUGUGCCAAGAUGUCGCUGGAAGGUUUUUGGUUUUUAGUUGGUGGGAAGUGAGAGGCAGCAAUGGUGCCAGUAGGAGCUCCUAACUCCUGGGCAAAUAGUUCUCAGCAUGACCUUAGAAAGGUUCAGGAAAGUUGAGUUUUCCAGAAUUGGAAUGGGAAGAGGAUUGACGUCCUGGUUCUAAUAAUAAGGAAAACAUCAUCUGAGUGCCCUGAAUUAGAGAGCUGAUGGGAGGGAGGUGAAGUGAAAUAUAUUUCUUCCUCCCUCCCUCUGCUCCCAUUCAUACCAGGGACGCCCAGUAGGUUUUCAUUCUGUCAUGGACACUUCUCCAGAGAACUGAGGCAAAACCAAAGGAUCUUCCCCACUCUGCCCAUCUCUCGAAGUACAGGGGAUUCAGGGUGGGGAAUAGAUAGUCCCAUAGGUGGAUGUCUUCCUGUUGGCUUUGGGCUAUUUGUACCAAAAACCUCCCUGGUCGUUUCCCCUUUCCCCCAUCUCAGGCCUUUAUCUCAGAAAUUCAGAUGCUUCUUUCUUUCCCACACAUCCAGAUGCCCAGGCCUCUUGUGCUGACUAACCCACGUGUGGCUGGGAACGAGGGAAGGUGUUUGUGCCUUGGUCUAUGGAAUGAGGAGUAGGGA